Tetrahymena thermophila SB210 is the source of this 1344-nucleotide messenger RNA. Its product is annotated as zinc finger, C3HC4 type (RING finger) protein. Gene Ontology annotation, molecular function: ubiquitin protein ligase activity; chromatin binding. Gene Ontology annotation, cellular component: PcG protein complex; ubiquitin ligase complex. The transcript has a single exon. The record is from RefSeq and is a predicted model, not a curated record. Lineage: Eukaryota; Ciliophora; Oligohymenophorea; Hymenostomatida; Tetrahymenidae.
AUGUCUGACAGUGAAGAUCUUGAUGAGUUAGAAUAGAACUAGGAUGUUCAAAAUAUCUCAGUUUUUCGUAAACGUGAGAAAAUACAUGCUAAUGAUGACUAACUAAUUGAUAUGGACCCUCUCAAAAAACUUAAUUAUAUGCUUACUUGUCCCAUAUGUCUUGAUAUCUUUUAGGAGCCCGUCUAUGUAAAGGGGUGCUCUCACCGUUUCUGUAAGGAAUGUAUUGAAAAAGCAAUCCGCUCAAGUAAAAUGAAAUAAUGUCCCACUUGUCGUAGGAUUAUUGGUACUAAGAGAUUGCUUAGAGUAGAUUUUAAUGUCCAAGAGAUUAUAAAUUUGAUAUACGGAGAUAUCUCAAAAUUCCUUGAACUUAAGUAGUCAAAUGACGAGUUAUUAAUAUAAAAGACAUACUCGCAGCUUGCCAAUAGUGAUGGAGCUACCAGAAAAAGGAGAAGGCAGUUUAAUACUUCAACAACUGAAAAAGCGCAAGACAACCAAUAGUAGUCUUCACCAACUUUUUCUAGUAUUAAGGAAGACAAAGGAGUCACAAGUAAUUCAGCUUACAAAAACAGCUCUAAUUAGUAGGAUUAAAUUAGCAAUUUUUCAUCUGCUGUAAAGAGGAGACUACCAUCAAAUAGCAACUAGGGAUCUUCCUAACAAAGCUAAGGGUAGAAGAACAACGAAAAAGGAGCUUAAAGCUAAAAUGAAUAACCCACUACCAGAAAAAGAAAAUUCGAUAACCUUGGAGAGUCUGGCAAUAAAAAGGGAGACGAGUACAUUCCAGGUCAUGUAGUGCAAAAAAAGAAAUACUUUGAGGAAGAAAUAAAAGAAAAGUAAGUUGAGGAGUCGCUAAGAAAACAUCAACAAGAAAGUAGCUUAACCUCUAUAAAUGGAGCUUCUCUGCUUAAUAUUGGAUCGUCUUCAUCGAAAUCUGACCGUGCAUUUAUCAAUAUCUAAAUUAAAGUUGUUCCUUAUGAUAAGCUGUAAAAGCAAUUCGAUUUUAAUAUCCUAAAAAUGGACUGGACACUUUCUUUAGAUGAUAUCACUAAGUUGAUUUGCUAAAAAUUAAAUAUUAAUUAUUAAAAGUACAAGCCAUAUAUCAAAUUCUAUGUUAAAUCUUCAGCCGAAGAAUCCUCAUACCACCCUUUAGAAGAUAAGACCUAAAUAAUUAAGAGUAUUGACAAUUAGUUUUGGAGUACUGAUUCCAAUAAAUAAAAGUACAUUAGACCUUACAAUAAAGAUGAAUAAGCUAAGAACAUUACUACUGAUUAUAUUCAUUAAAAAGCCGCUCAAAAUAGAAUCCUCUUUUAUAUUAUUGAGCACAAAGAUGUCAACUAUACUAACUGA